Messenger RNA from Asparagus officinalis (garden asparagus), 1152 nucleotides. Its product is annotated as mitochondrial dicarboxylate/tricarboxylate transporter DTC-like. Gene Ontology annotation, molecular function: oxoglutarate:malate antiporter activity. Bases 1 to 903 code for a protein of 300 amino acids. The record is from RefSeq and is a predicted model, not a curated record. Lineage: Eukaryota; Viridiplantae; Streptophyta; Magnoliopsida; Asparagales; Asparagaceae. The transcript is spliced from 6 exons.
AUGGGAAGGAGCCGCAAGGCCAGUCGUGGAGUUUGCGGCCGCCGAGUGAAGCCUUCGUCACAUGGCUUGGAGCCGCUGGAAUGCCUGGGCCAUGUCAUCAUCCAGCCCGUCGACAUGGUCAAGGUGAGGAUCCAAUUAGGUCAGGGAUCAGCUGUCCAUGUUGCCAAGACCAUGCUUUCCCAUGAGGGUUUUGGCUCUUUUUACAAGGGUUUAUCAGCUGGUUUACUAAGACAGGCUACUUACACGACAUCACGACUUGGAACCUUUAAGAUAUUGACAAAAAAAGCCGUUGAGGCUAAUGAUGGGAAGCCCCUCCCACUUCUUCAGAAAGCAAUUAUUGGGCUGACAGCUGGAGCAAUUGGAGCAUGUUUCGGCAGUCCAUCUGAUUUGGCGCUCAUCAGAAUGCAAGCUGAUAAUACUUUACCACCAGCUCAGAGGAGAAAUUACAAGAAUGCCUUCCAUGCACUCUCUAAAAUCGUCACCGAUGAGGGAGUACUAUCACUCUGGAAAGGUGCCGGUCCAACAGUAGUGAGGGCAAUGUCACUAAAUAUGGGCAUGCUUGCUUCAUAUGAACAGUGCAUAGAGGUUUUCAGGGACCAGCUUGGUUGCGGUGAAGUUACCACAGUAAUUGGGUCAAGUACCAUUUCAGGUUUCUGCGCAGCAGCGUGCAGUUUACCAUUUGACUAUAUUAAAACACAAAUACAGAAAAUGCAGCCAGAUACAACAGGGAAAUAUCCAUACACCGGGUCUCUGGACUGCGCCCUCAAGACUCUCAAAACUUCAGGACCUUUAAUUUUCUAUACAGGAUUUCCUGUUUAUUGCGUGAGGAUAGCCCCCCAUGUCAUGAUGGUUUGGAUAUUUUUAAAUCAAAUCGAGAAGUUUCAGAAAGCCAUUGGAUUCUAGGUACUUCAGCUACAGAUUUGUUUGAAGCAAGAUUAUGAAUUUUAAAAUAAGAUAUCAAAUUUUUGCCCCAGUUGAGGCUUGGGAGAGCCUUGUACUUUAAGUUAUGAGGAUAUCUAGGAUCCGAUUCUUGUUUCUUUUAAAUUAUAUAUGGAUUCAUUUGAUUCCAGAGGGAAUGUUUUCCCAAUAUUUACUUGUUCAUUGAGAAUUUACAUUUUAUUAUCUUUGAUGCUUGGUGGUUUGUGCUGAACA